CCCUGCGGCCAUCCUUGCCCGCCAGAACCCCCUCUCUCUCUCUCUUCACACCCCCCCCCCCCUUGCAUUUCCCCUUCUUUCCAUUUUUCCUAUAGAGAAGAAGAAGAAGAAGAAGGUUGAUUUCCAUUGUCUCCUCCUGUCAAGCCGCCACCUCCUUCUCCUUCUUUCCAUUUUUCCAAGUGUAGUAACACAAUAUCAUUCAUGGCUCAACUCUAUUUAUUCCCCCUGCUGUUUACACUCAUUAAUCAAUUCACAUCAGGAAUUUAUGCAUCAGCAACAUUUACAUUAGUAAACAAGUGCCAGUACACAGUUUGGCCCGGCAUUUUGUCCAAUGCCGGAAUUGCCCCGCUUUCCACCACCGGCUUUGCUCUUCAAGUUGGAGAGUCCAGGACCAUUCAAGUUCCUUCCUCCUGGGGUGGCCGCUUCUGGGGUCGGACCCGCUGCACGGGAGACUCCUCCUCCGGCAAAUUCAGCUGCGUCACGGGGGAUUGUGGCUCCGGAAAGCUAGAAUGUGCUGGCGGCAACGCUGCUCUGCCCGCCACCCUGGCUGAAUUCACGCUCGACGGGGCCGGUGGCUUGGACUUCUAUGACGUCAGCCUGGUGGACGGCUACAACCUCCCCAUGCUCGUGGUCCCGCAAGGUGGCUCCGGGGGCAACUGUACAACCACGGGAUGCGUGGUUGAUCUGAACGGGGCGUGCCCUUCGGACCUGAAGGUCACGAGCAGCGACGGGGAGAAAGUGGCGUGCAAGAGCGCGUGCGCGGCGUUCGGGCAAGCUCAGUAUUGCUGCAGCGGAGCGUAUAAUACUCCUGAUACGUGCAAGCCAUCCAGUUACUCGCAGGUGUUCAAGAACGCUUGCCCACGCGCCUAUAGCUAUGCCUACGAUGAUAAGACGAGUACCUUCACGUGUGCGGGCGCCGACUACAUUAUUACCUUCUGCCCACCUCCCAACACCAGCCAAAAAUCAACACAAACUCCGGCGGGCGGCGACGGCGACGACGACAACAACACUCCGCUGAUCAACGGAACCAUGAUAUACCAGGGUGCAGAAUGGGAGGAGAGCGGUGCUGCAGCAUCCGCGUCCAGAUCGCAGGCCAUUGCCGCUGCUGUCGCCAUCGCUGCAGCAAUGUGGCGGUUGUGUCACCACUUCUAACUUCUUCUGUUCGUUUUGGACUUUCUUCUAUCCGUUUUUUCGGUCCCUCCCCCUCUCUCAGUCCACAUCUAGCACCAACUCUUCGCGACCCAUUACCUUCCACGGAGGCCCAUCUAACCUUGUCCGGUUCCGGGUGGCGUACCACCUGUGGGCCAUUCAGUUUAUCUGGUCCUCGCCGUUCCGUGGUCCCAAAUUCCGGCCCGGCCCACAUGACGACGAUCCCAGUCACCAUGGAAAGCUAGCUCAGCAGUGGGACCAAAACCCCUCUGCUCACGUCACUGGCGGUAGUUCGUUUUCAUGGAGGAACGCACAAAUAGCAGCAGAGUCUAAUUAUAGCAGACACAUUUACAAGAUACUACUAGGCGGCGGAGUAGGGUAGCUGUAGGGGUGGUGCCAAUUUUUUCUUAAACUUUUGGUUUUUUUUUUUUUUUUUAAAGAAUAGCGCAGCGGGUAGGAGAUUCAUCAAAAUAUUUAUUGUGUUAGCAUAGUGAUGUAUAUUUAGCCCUAGUGAUGUAUAUUGUACACUACAGAUCAAUAAGAAGAAUCAAUCUUAAAUUAUUGUUUGGUCA
This is a messenger RNA of Coffea arabica (coffee), 1721 nucleotides long. RefSeq names its product thaumatin-like protein 1b. The record is from RefSeq and is a predicted model, not a curated record. Lineage: Eukaryota; Viridiplantae; Streptophyta; Magnoliopsida; Gentianales; Rubiaceae.